Exophiala oligosperma is the source of this 2229-nucleotide messenger RNA. RefSeq lists its product as uncharacterized. Gene Ontology annotation, cellular component: GARP complex. The transcript has a single exon. Bases 104 to 2119 code for a protein of 671 amino acids. Gene Ontology annotation, biological process: Golgi to vacuole transport; retrograde transport, endosome to Golgi; endocytic recycling. Gene Ontology annotation, molecular function: syntaxin binding. The record is from RefSeq and is a predicted model, not a curated record. Lineage: Eukaryota; Fungi; Ascomycota; Eurotiomycetes; Chaetothyriales; Herpotrichiellaceae.
CGACAAGCUUCAACAGAACCGCGCAGGUUGACAAGUCGUGGUACAACCUCUCAUCAUGAUAACGCAGUAGGACUCCUCUUUGCCCCGGACCUUGGACGACGAGAUGUGGCUCGAUCGACUGACUACAGGUUCCGGCACUCCCAGCGGCUCUAUCACUCCCUCCAGACCGUAUUCUCCCUCUCCGCGCAAGAACUCCCACCUCGGUCCUCUCCAACGCAGUGGUCUCGGGCUCUCCACAAACAGAUCCAAUUCGUCACUUGACUUGAGUGCCAACACAUCUUCUUCGUCACUGGCACUGCCUCCAAGACCAACAAAUGGCUCAACAUUACGGUUCGAGCAGAAGCCGCCGCCAGAUGUGGCCGACCCCGUGAAGGUUUUGCGCGGGAUACUAGGACAGACGGGAGACAAAGGGGAUGCGGUCCCAUCCAGCAAGGCAGGCCCUUCUGGGAUAAGUACAAUUGACUUUGGAGGUCUGAGUCUGCAAGAAUUCGUCGAUCAAGAGACCCUCCCACAAAUCCGAGCCACAGAUCAUACAAUAGACAUCUCGGCCAAGCAAAACAGACAGAAAUAUAAAGAUUUCCAUGCGUCUAUAGCAGAAUGUGAUGAAGUGCUCAAGACAGUCGAAACGUACUUGACCAACUUCAAGGCAGAAUUAGGCCAAGUAUCUGCGGAAAUCGAAAAUCUCCAGGCUCGUUCUAUUCAGUUGAAUGCUAAGCUUGACAAUCGUCGUAACGUGGAACGACUUCUCGGUCCUGCAGUCGAAGAUGUCAGCCUGUCACCCUAUACCGUGAGGGCCAUCGCCGAGGGCCCCAUUGACGAAACCUUCCUGAAAGCACUCAACGAGAUAGAAGCUCGAUCUGCCAUCGUCGCGGCCAAGGAGAAGAAGUCGGAACAGGUCAAAGCUCUCCAAGACCUCAAACCGAUAUUGGACGACCUUAAAGCCAAAGCGAUCGAACGAAUACGAGACUACAUAGUUGGUCAGAUCAAAGCUCUCAGAUCACCCAACAUCAAUGCCCAAGUCAUCCAACAACAAACGUUCCUGAGGUAUAAAGACCUAUACGCCUUUCUCUCUCGUGCACACCCUACACUGGCCGAAGAGAUUGCGCAAGCAUAUGUCAACACCAUGAGAUGGUACUAUAGCAGCAACUUCACCCGGUAUCAACAAGCACUCACGUCCCUCCAACUGCACACAUUCGAUCAGUAUGACCUCCUCGGGUCCGAACCUGCUCCUGCACGACGAGCUGUCCUCAGUGCCUCAAGCAAGGGUGGUCAUGCACAACACGACGCGUUUGGGCUAGGCCGGCGGGAAGAUGUGCUCAAAUCGAAGAACGACACGGCAUUACCAGCGUACCUCGUCGAGGACAGCAAGUCCACGCAUUACCUUGAAACGCCCUUUCGCAACUUCAAUCAAGCUCUCACCGACAACGUGUCGGCCGAAUACUCGGUGGUCACCGAGCUGUUCUCGACGAGCACAUUCCAGCAGCUAUCGCGUCGGGUAUCGGAGAUCUUCGAACCGACAUUCACCAUGGGUCAUAACCUCACCAAACAACUUGUCGAAGACACCAACGACUGUCUCGGGAUUUUACUGUGCGUGCGACUCAAUCAGCAUUUCGCAUUCGAAUUACAGCGACGGAAGAUCCCCGUCGCCGAUUCGUACAUCAACUACACCAACAUCCUCCUCUGGCCUCGGUUCCAAAAGGUUAUGGACCUCCAUCUCGAGUCCCUCAAAAGGGUUUCUCUACCGUCCACCCGGGGAGGCGCCAGUGCAGCGUUCUCGCUUGUCGGUGGCGGUGGCGGCGGGUCAGACGCGUCCAAGUCGUCACUCGCUCCGCACGCCAUCACCCAACGCUUCGGCCAAUUCUUGCAUGGUAUUCUCACGCUCAGCGCCGAGGCUGGGGACGACGAACCCGUCGCCAACAGUCUGGGUCGGUUACGGUCAGAGUACGAGACGCUCAUGGGGAGAUUGGCCAAGGGCGCAGGCGACACGAACAAACGGUCGAGGUACUUGUACAACAAUUACAGUCUUGUCUUGACCAUCAUCAGCGACACCAAGGGAAAAUUGGCCGAUGAACAAAAGGAACACUAUGGUGGGUUGGUGAGGGAUAUGAAAGGGAGGUAGAUUGAAUACCUUUUUUUUGUCCAAAGGAGAGAGACCUAGGACUCUUAGGUUGAUAUAGGUAGCCUGUACGGAUAAUGAUGAUGUUAAAUCAUAUCAUUCUUGACAAAAGU